Molecule: messenger RNA, 1134 nt
Organism: Dendrobium catenatum
Lineage: Eukaryota; Viridiplantae; Streptophyta; Magnoliopsida; Asparagales; Orchidaceae
Product: rhodanese-like/PpiC domain-containing protein 12, chloroplastic
Exons: 8
Coding region: 277-936 (219 amino acids)
Molecular function (GO): peptidyl-prolyl cis-trans isomerase activity
Source: RefSeq, a predicted model, not a curated record
AGAGAGAGAGAGAGAGAGAGAGAGAGAGAGAGAGAAUGUUGAGAGCUAAAAAUCUUCCUUCUUGCUCCGAGUUUUUGGUUUCCAGGCUCAGAUUCCCAAUGCUCGGCUGCAUAUCUUUCUCUUCUUUCAGUUCCUUAAAACCAUCUUCUAUCUUCCUUACCCAACGCGUCUCCCACAACAUCCUACACAAUCCAUUUUCAACAUCUCUCCGUUUCCCCUUCGUCGGUCGAUCGCCUUCAAUGGAGAGUACUCGAAGGCCGCAAGGCAAAGGUUGUUAUGUUUAGUGCUGGUAGUAGUUUAGGAAGGAAUAAGGAGAUUCUGGUCCAUCAUUUACUUGUUGGAGAGAAGGAUUUGAAACUUUUGAUGGAGCUACAACAACGGAUCGCUGGAGGUGAGGAUUUAAGUGAUUUGGCUGUGGAAUAUUCAAUCUGCCCUUCAAAAGAAAAUGGUGGGAUGCUUGGUUGGGUUCGCAGAGGGCAAUUGGUGCCAGAGUUUGAAAAAGCAGCAUUUAGCGCAUCUCUAAAUAAAGUUGUGCGAUGUAAGACUGAAUAUGGUUGGCACCUUUUGGAAGUGCUUUCCGAGAGGGAAGAAUCUAUACUUGGAGAGAUUGAACCAGUAGAUCUCCAUUCAAAAAUGCAAGAUCCCAAUUUUCUUCAGGAAGCUCAAUUGAUUGAUGUUCGUGAACAUGAGGAAGUAACUCAAGCUUCUCUACCUGGUUUCAAGGUACUUCCUCUCCGUCAGUUUGGAGCUUGGGGAUCAAUCAUAACUGAUGAGUUUGAUCCGGAAAAGGAUACUUAUGUGUUGUGUCACCAUGGUGUGAGAUCGUCGCAGGUUGCAAAAUGGUUGCAGACACAGGGAUUCAAGCGUGUGUUUAACGUGUCAGGAGGAAUUCAUGCUUACUCUCUCAAGGCCGAUCCCUCUGUUCCCACAUACUGAACUGUUUCAUUCUCCUGCUGAUAAAUUAUUCAAAGUUCUCCCCUUUUGAUAGGCAAAAACUAGUUUUCUUUGAAGAGGCAGAUAUGUCUUUGAAGAUAACGUUGAUGUGAUAAAAUUAAAAUGAUUGACUGAGAAAGUAUUAUGUUGGAGAAAUGGCAAAAAUGAUAUAGUAAUAAUGAUUUUAUUCUGAGUUGUGAA